UUUGUGGUAAUGUUUUUUUGAUUUUUUAACCGGGACGAUGGAAGUAAGUGCAAUGCCGCCGAUGCCGUUGGACUUUUCUAUGGUGAGGAGUGGCUCGCCUGGCGGGCUCAGAGAGUCGCCGCGAAGUGGCUCCAAUAGCGCCUUUAGAGUUGUCACCCCGAAGGGAAUUCUAGCGAGUGAAGCUCUUCGGAACAGCCUAGGCCAAAACACUUGGUCACCGGUUCCUCGACCGGAACCGAGGGUAUCUCCUCCUUCACACCUUGACGUUUAUCCUGUCAGAGAGGAAAUCAAAUUCGGCGUCAACCGUUUGGUCAGCGAGAAAACCGAUGAGGAAGAAGAUGAGCAACACAAUGAAAUCCCACGACCCGAGGGCAUUUCCCCCAAUUCACGCUGCGGCAGCUCAUGCUGGCCUCCAUCUCCCCAAUCCCCCAGAUCAGUCCGGUCAAGUUCUCCUGAACUCGAAGUGGAUUCCCCUCCUUCUUCGCCAAGAAGACCUCCAGAUUCCUCGCCGCCCCCGAGAAGAUCCGAGUCGUUUUCUGUCAGUGCUCUCUUAAGACCAGAUGCACCUCGAGUCCAGCCGCAGCGGCCUUUCUUAUACCCUCAUCUGCCUUUCGCGGAAUUCCUUCGAGACGCUGGGAGUCUCGGUAUCCCUUGGGGAGGUUACAGUAACCUGUACCUCCACGCAGUACAGGCCGCUGGUCCGGAGUUCCUUCGGCUUCGAGCAGCUGUGCUGGGGGCUCCCGGGCCUCUAUCGAGACCUCUGCCCAUCGGUGACGUGUACUCGUGUGUGAAGUGUGAGAAGAUGUUCAGCACCCCGCAUGGGCUGGAAGUGCAUGCAAGACGGUCACAUAAUGGCAAGAGGCCGUUUGCUUGCGAAAUGUGCAGUAAAACGUUCGGGCACGAGAUCAGUCUUAGUCAACACAGGGCUGUCCACAGUGUGGAGAAGGUGUUUGAGUGCAAGCAAUGCGGCAAGACCUUCAAGCGGUCCAGCACGCUGUCCACCCACCUGCUCAUCCACUCCGACACCAGGCCCUAUCCCUGCCAGUACUGCGGGAAGCGGUUCCACCAGAAGUCAGACAUGAAGAAACACACUUACAUACAUACUGGCGAGAAACCCCACAAAUGCCAAGUUUGCGGCAAAGCGUUCAGCCAGAGCUCCAACCUCAUCACGCACUCCCGCAAGCACACCGGCUUCAAGCCGUUCGCGUGCGAACUUUGCGGACGGGCGUUCCAACGCAAGGUGGACUUGCGUAGACACAGGGAGACGCAACACGCGGAUCUUAGACACGUGCCACAUACUGAUGUGCAUGGUAUGCACGCGGAGUUGAUGCCGGAACAUAGAAUAGACCUCCACCCCCCGCACCCCGAGAUGCGGCAGCACCCCGACUUCAGACCGCCGCACGCGCCCGCGCCGCUCCAGCCGCUCGCCUCCUGAACGGCGACCGCCUUCGCGCCGCCCAGCUGGCGCUGAGGCAAUCGCGGCCCUGUAGCCAUCC
Cydia amplana is the source of this 1496-nucleotide messenger RNA. RefSeq names its product zinc finger protein Gfi-1b (gene sens-2). The record is from RefSeq and is a predicted model, not a curated record. The coding region runs from base 38 to 1435 and encodes 465 amino acids. Lineage: Eukaryota; Metazoa; Arthropoda; Insecta; Lepidoptera; Tortricidae. Gene Ontology annotation, biological process: regulation of transcription by RNA polymerase II. The transcript has 6 exons. Gene Ontology annotation, cellular component: nucleus. Gene Ontology annotation, molecular function: DNA-binding transcription factor activity, RNA polymerase II-specific; RNA polymerase II cis-regulatory region sequence-specific DNA binding.